Aspergillus alliaceus is the source of this 1497-nucleotide messenger RNA. RefSeq lists its product as uncharacterized. The transcript has a single exon. The record is from RefSeq and is a predicted model, not a curated record. NCBI's taxonomy places the organism in Eukaryota, Fungi, Ascomycota, Eurotiomycetes, Eurotiales, Aspergillaceae. The coding region runs from base 33 to 1364 and encodes 443 amino acids.
GCACCCUAAUCGGCCACGCCUUGCCUGGGGGCAUGGUGACGCGAGACGCCUUCGAGGAUUUAGCAGGAGAGAUUGUGAGGCGCAUACGCGACAUUACGGACUCGACGGUCGUUCACGGGCUGUGGUUCGACAUUCACGGCGCCAUGUGCGUGGAGGGAAUUGAGGAUGCUGAACUUGAACUCCUACGGCGGGUUAGGACUGUUAUCGGCCCCGAAGUCAUCGUAUCAGCGUCGUUUGACCUUCACGGUAACGUUUCACUCCAGCUCGCCCAUGAGCUAGAUCUUCUCACUUGUUAUCGGACGGCUCCGCAUGUGGACGAGUCGGAGACAAAAGAACGGGCGUGUCGUAAUCUGGUCGAUCUUCUUGUUGAGUCUUCUAAUCUCGCUGGGAGACUGGUGCGGCCUCUUAAAGCGUGGAUCCCCGUGCCUAUCUUGCUACCCGGGGAGCAAACGUCGACGCGCAUUGAGCCGGCUAAAAGUCUCUAUGAGGCUGUGCCUGAAGUUGAGGCCCAGCCGGGAGUCAUCGAUUCGGCAAUAUGGGUUGGAUAUCCGUGGGCCGACGAGCCCCGGAACCGUGGAGUAGUUGUUGUCACCGGACGAGACGAGAAGACAGUGGCAGCCGGCGCAGAGCGACUUGCAAAGAAGUUCUGGGACUCGCGGGGGGAUUUCAAAUUUGUUGCGGAAACGGGCUCGUUCGCGGAAUGUAUCGACCGUGCGUUGGCGUCAGGAGUCCGGCCUUUCUUUAUCUCGGACUCUGGUGAUAACCCCACCGCGGGAGGUUCUGGUGAUGUGACCUGGGGGCUUACACGGUUGCUUGAUCGAUCGGAGUUCAAGGACGCCUCGGGCCCUAAGGUUAUAUAUGCUAGCCUUCCGGGGCCGCAGGCUGUCCAGAAAAUGGUCCGGGCGGGAAUCGGUGCUACUGUAACUGUUACUGCUGGGGCGGAGGUAGACAAUAUCCACGCCGGUCCGAUUACUAUGACCGGACGCGUGCAUUCUAUCAAGCAUGGCGAUAAAGACGCUGUAAUUGAGGCGGUCCUUCAAGUUGGGAGUGUGCUUGCGAUCCUCACCCAACUGCGCAAACCUUAUCACCACGAACGCGACUUUACCGAUCUCAAUCUCAAUCCCCGUGCUACGGAUAUAGUCAUUGUCAAGAUUGGGUACUUGGAGCCGGAGCUUUUUGAUAUGGCUAUAGAUUGGAUGUUAGCAUUGACCCCUGGCGGGGUGAACCAAGAUAUUAAGCGGCUUGGGCAUAAACGAAUCCACCGUCCGAUGUGGCCGUUUGAUACAACCUUCCCAGAACCGCCGGACUUGACGGCACGGAUGAUACCACGUUCCGAUGAACCAUUGACUGGGCCUGAUGAGUGACGGGAUCCAUGUACUGGGGCUUUUGUAAUGGGCAUAGGUUGAAGAGGGACACGAUUAGCAUUAAUCUUGAAUGGCGUAUAUGUUGUAGGUCACAGCUUAAGCCAAAAUUCGCAAAGAAGUGUUACAUUCUUGA